GAAAUGCAGGAGUGUCUUAGGAGACAGGUACGUUAAUGGUGACGGGACACACUGCGUUUUUAGUCGUAUGAUGGCAAGCGGUCGGCAGGCAGAAUCUGACAACGAUUCAGAUGUGGAAACACUGGAGGACCCCGAUACGCAAGCAUUGGACUAUAUUUCUAGAGUUCUGAGUGGCCAGAGCUUGAGUGAGAAACUUCAUAAGACAACGCCAGAUGACCUUCCCCUGGAGUCUUGGGAUGAAUCCUACCAAGGAGGCUGGGAUUUGAAGAAGUCACCUGUGGCAGAGGAGGAUGCUGAGGAGCGUUGCCAGCUGUUGUUGCUCCCCUUAGAGCUCAUUCUCCAUAUAUUAUCUCAUUUGGAUCCUCGCUUUAUUCUUGGUGUUUUGCCGCAAGUGUGUAAAACGUUCAGUGCUAUUGUGGCAGAGAAAAUAACAUGGAGAACACGAGUCAAGAAGCGAAUCUCCACUAACUUUCCAGUGGUAGAACAAGAGAAUUUUGAUUGGCCAACUGCCUGUAUGGAACUUGAAGAGCAGCUCUCUCAUUGGUCAGACAAUGGGAAGAAGGCAGAGCAUUUCACAUUAAGUGACGGACACUACGCCUCUGUAGAUGCAGUGCUAUUGCUUCAGGGGGGCUCCUUAUGCGUCUCUGGAUCCCGAGACAGGAACGUCAGCCUCUGGGACUUGAGAGAUCUGGAACCAGGGCAAGAGAAAUUUAAAGUGAAGGCAUUGGGAACAGAGAAAACUGGAACCCAUAAGGGUUGGGCCUGGUGUCUUGCUUCCUGUGGAAAUCUAUUAGGUUCGGGGUCCUGGGACAGCACUGUGAAGAUCUGGGACAUCGGAGCUGAGGGCCAGCAGGUGGGACAGAUCAGGGGACGGGCAGCAGUGCUGUGUCUAGCACUCCUUCCGGAUAUACUGGUGGCUGGAUCAUAUGACAAGAGAGUGAGUGUAUAUGAUCCAAGAGCUUCCAAUCCAUUGAUCCGUUCUCGGAAGAUCCAUUCCAGUCCGGUGCUGUCCCUGGUGGCCGAUGAGCGUCACAUUGUGUCCGGGGGCGAGGACCGAACCUUGGUGGUGUUUGACCGCAGAGCUAAUGCAGUAUUACAGAGGAUACAGCUUGAAAAUUACCUCUUUUGCAUGUCGUAUGAAUCUCCUCAGCUGUGGGCUGGUGACAAUCAAGGUCUAAUUCAUGUGUAUGGAAGCCACAGUGGGACAUUCCAGAAACUACGGUGCUUUGAUGUUGGCCACUCUUCCCAGGUCACUGACGUUUUCCAUUCAGCGGGUACACUUUAUACCACUUCCACUGACAAAACCAUGAAGGUUCAUAUUCCCACUGAUCCCCCUCGGACAAUCUACACGGAGGUGCACAGCAGUGUGGUCAAUGGGGUGAGUGUAGCCGGGCAAACUGUUGCAGCUGCCUCUGGAGGACAAACUGUGGAGAUCUGGAGAUUUAAAGAAUAACGGAAUUGUUUCCGAAUACAAAACCAAAAUCGUUGCUGGAGAGCGCAGUCUUUCAGGGAAGAACAAUCACAAUAGGUGAAACUGAGCUAAAUGAUUGGCUUUUGAUUUGGAAACAAAUGAAACGAGACCUCACUCAGUGACCAAAUAAUUUUAAAAAACAAAAACAUUAAUGUACUAAUUCUCUUUUGUAAUGUCAGACUAAUUCUCAUUUCAUGUUCUCUGCUGUAAACAUAGUUUAAAGGAACACUAUAAUGUCAGGAAUAGAAACCUGAAUUUCUGACCGUAUGGUGCUGGUGUGGCUAUUUAGGUCACUCCCCCCCCCCUCAGAAUGUUCUGAAA
Molecule: messenger RNA, 1792 nt
Organism: Pelobates fuscus (common spadefoot toad)
Lineage: Eukaryota; Metazoa; Chordata; Amphibia; Anura; Pelobatidae
Gene: FBXW9
Product: F-box and WD repeat domain containing 9
Exons: 11
Coding region: 68-1453 (461 amino acids)
Cellular component (GO): Set1C/COMPASS complex
Molecular function (GO): histone binding
Source: RefSeq, a predicted model, not a curated record